AUGGCCACUAUCCUUCGCCCUCUCUCUCGCACCCUCCCAAGAACAAUCCUCAACCCAACCUCCCUCCGCCCAGUCACCCAAACACAACUCAGAAUGGCCACCACCCGCAUCGCAACCAUUGACGUACUGCUCCUCUCCCCUCUCCUACCCUCUCAACCUUUCUCAUCCAUCCUCACUAACACCAAUCAGUCCUCCCUCCGCGACCGCCUCCCCCUCCAAUCACCAACCCUCUUCAGCGCUAAAGCGGCCAAAAACCUCACCUUCGCAGACAUCGCCUCCUCCAUCGGGCGCAACGAAGUCGCCGUAGCCGCAAUCUUCUACGGCCAAGCGCAAACCACGCCGGAAGACGUAACGGCGCUCUCCAAAUGCCUCUCCAUCGACGAAGGGGAAUUGAAGGAACAAUUGGCGGGUUAUCCAUUUAGGGGCCAUGUGAUGGACAUGCCGCCCAGAGAGCCGUUGAUCUAUAGGCUGUAUGAGAUUGUGCAGAAUUAUGGGUAUGCGUAUAAAGCGAUUCUGAAUGAGAAGUUUGGGGAUGGGAUCAUGAGUGCGAUUAGUUUUAGUACGAAGGUGGAGAAGGAGGUGGAUGAGAAGGGGGAGUGGGCUGUGAUUACACUUAGGGGGAAGUGGUGA
Bacidia gigantensis is the source of this 630-nucleotide messenger RNA. RefSeq names its product Cyanate hydratase (gene CYN1). The transcript has a single exon. NCBI's taxonomy places the organism in Eukaryota, Fungi, Ascomycota, Lecanoromycetes, Lecanorales, Ramalinaceae. Gene Ontology annotation, molecular function: DNA binding; cyanate hydratase activity. The coding region runs from base 1 to 630 and encodes 209 amino acids. The record is from RefSeq and is a predicted model, not a curated record.